ACAGGCGGAGGCUGGGGCGGGGUGGGAAUGGGGCACCCGAGGCCGGCGAGGGGCGCAGCGCAGGAGGUGGCUACGGUGGCUGCGGCGGCAGCGUGAGCGCGAGGAGGCGGCGGCUGCGGCGGGGCGGGCGGUCGCGCGGCGGCAGGCACAGGUGGAAUGGAUAGGUAACAGAGAAGCCGUCUUCACUGUCUCAUCAGGGAGGCAGAAUGACCGAGUGCUUCCUGCCCCCCACCAGCAGCCCCAGUGAACACCGCAGGGUGGAACAUGGCAGUGGGCUCACCCGAACUCCCAGUUCUGAGGAGAUCAGCCCAACUAAGUUUCCCGGGUUGUACCGCACUGGCGAGCCCUCGCCUCCCCAUGACAGCCUCCACGAGCCUCCUGAUAUAGUGUCUGAUGAUGAGAAGGACUAUGGGAAGAAAAAAGGAAAAUUUAAGAAAAAGGAAAAAAGGACUGAAGGCUAUGCUGCCUUUCAGGAAGACAGCUCUGGAGAUGAAGCUGAAAGUCCUUCCAAAAUGAAGAGGUCCAAGGGAAUCCAUGUUUUCAAGAAGCCCAGCUUUUCUAAAAAGAAAGAGAAAGAUUUUAAAAUAAAAGAGAAACCCAAAGAGGAAAAACAUAAAGAAGAAAAGCACAAAGAAGAAAAACAUAAAGAGAAGAAGUCAAAAGACUUGACAGCAGCUGAGGUUGUUAAACAGUGGAAGGAAAAGAAGAAAAAGAAGAAGCCAGUUCAGGAGCCAGAGGUGCCUCAGAUGGAUGUUCCGAAUCUCAAACCCAUUUUUGGAAUUCCUUUGGCUGAUGCCGCAGAGAGGACCAUGAUGUAUGAUGGCAUUCGACUGCCAGCAGUGUUCCGUGAAUGUGUAGAUUAUGUAGAGAAGUAUGGCAUGAAGUGUGAAGGCAUCUACAGAGUUUCAGGAAUUAAAUCAAAGGUGGAUGAGCUGAAAGCAGCCUAUGACAGAGAGGAGUCUCCAAAUUUGGAAGAAUAUGAGCCUAACACUGUAGCCAGUUUGUUGAAGCAGUAUUUGCGGGACCUUCCAGAGAACCUGCUCACCAAAGAGCUUCUGCCUCGCUUUGAAGAGGCCUGUGGGAGGAGCACGGAGAGUGAGAAAGCGCAGGAAUUCCAGCGCCUGCUGAAGGAGCUGCCGGAGUGCAACCAGCUCCUGAUUUCCUGGCUGAUCGUGCACAUGGACCAUGUUAUUGCAAAGGAACUGGAAACAAAAAUGAAUAUACAGAACAUUUCCAUAGUGCUCAGCCCAACUGUCCAGAUUAGCAAUCGUGUCCUGUAUGUGUUCUUCACGCAUGUGCAAGAGCUCUUUGGAAAUGUGGUACUAAAGCAAGUGACAAAACCUCUUCGAUGGUCUAACAUGGCCACCAUGCCCACACUGCCAGAGACCCAGGAGAGCAUCAAGGAGGAGAUCAGGAGACAGGAGUUUCUUUUGAAUUGUUUACAUCGAGAUCUGCAGGGUGGGAUAAAGGAUUUAUCUAAAGAAGAAAGACUAUGGGAAGUACAAAGAAUUUUGACAGCCCUCAAGAGAAAACUGAGAGAAGCUAAAAGACAAGAGUGUGAAACCAAGAUUGCACAAGAGAUAGCCAGUCUUUCAAAAGAGGAUGUUUCCAAAGAGGAAAUGAAUGAAAAUGAAGAAGUUAUAAAUAUUCUCCUUGCCCAGGAGAAUGAGAUUCUGACGGAGCAGGAGGAGCUUCUGGCCAUGGAGCAGUUCCUGCGCCGACAGAUCGCCUCAGAGAAGGAGGAGAUCGAGCGCCUCAGAGCCGAGAUUGCCGAGAUUCAGAGUCGUCAGCAGCACGGCCGAAGCGAAACGGAGGAAUACUCCUCUGACAGUGAGAGCGAGAGUGAGGACGAGGAGGAGCUGCAGGUCAUCCUGGAGGACCUGCAGAGACAGAACGAAGAGCUGGAGAUAAAGAACAAUCAUUUGAAUCAAGCAAUCCACGAGGAGCGAGAGGCCAUCAUCGAACUGCGCGUGCAGCUCCGCCUGCUCCAGCUGCAGCGAGCCAAGCCCGAGCCGCAGGGGCAGGACGACACUGAGCCCGAGCGGCGCGGGGGUGCCGUCCAGCCACCCAGAGACGGCGCCCCGGAGACGAAAGCAGCUAAAGAGCAGCCAAAGGCAGGCAAGGAGCAGGCCAAGCCAUCGCCGAGCAGAGACAGGAAGGAGACGGCCAUCUGAGCGUCCCGUGCUCGUGGCACCCCAGACCCAGCAAGACUGUGCAUCUUACUGUAAACGCGGGAGUCAGAGCCACAGCUCUCGGCUGUGCAUUCUAUAAAGACGUCUUUUCUUCUCAAAGACUCUUCCCUCUCUCACACGUAUGACUUCUCCGUGUCGGGCUCAGGUUACACGGGAGGACAAAGCGGUGGACGCAUUGUGGGCUUGUAGGGGACAGAUGAGUUUUCCAGAUAGUGUCAGCUUAUUUGAAGAUUAAUUUUCUUUGUUAACUUAAAAUAACUAUUUUAACCCUUGAGUGGCUUCUUUUUAAACCAAAAAUCAUCUUUCUUUGCUUUUUUAUUACGGCAGAAUCAGGAUCUCUUUCUCUCGUUCAAGGUAGGGGGGACCAAACAAGGUAAAUACUGUUCCUGCCUUGUGGCUCGCCCCGUAGUCUCGCCCUCCAGGAUCUCUGCUUACCUAGUCACUCUUGCUUGUGCCUUUUACACCUUUUCGGUGCAGAUUGUAAAUGGGGAGCUGCCUCCUAUUUCCUGACUGGCCAGAAUGGCUCUUACUGGGGUUACCAUUACCCACCCUCGUCACCCUCUCCUUUGACAGUCCUAAACCACAGUCCAUGAGCCCGAGUCACCAGGACGGCCUAGUUGGCCUCAGACAGAGCUGCCUGUGGAGCCUGCCCCCUGGCCCUGGGGCAACGUGGCCGGUGGAGGAGCAGCCGCCUCGCUCCUUUGGCUCUUUCCGGCUCCUCACGGCUAGUGAUCAGCAGGUGCUCCUCACUGGGUUGGUUGGUGGCAGCUGCCUUGGCCUAAUGCACCCACACAAAGGAUCUGUUUCUCAAACCAGAAUCGUCAAUGUGACUGACUUCCAUUAAAAACAGAAUGACUUAGAUUGCUUGCUUGGGCUGGAAUGUAAACGUCUCUUUGCCUGAAUAAGCCAUAUAUUUACUGUUAAACAAGUUUUCAAUUCUCCAUGUCGUCUCAGUGAACCUGCUGAGGACUCCCAAUUGACGAGAUUGAGCAAUAGAAAACCUCCUUUUAAUGCUAGCCGUGAUCCCCAAUCCUGUUUUCUUGCUUCUGUCACUUCUCUGGUGACCUGAGGCGUCUGGGGGGCCAGCUCUCAGGCACCUUCGUUCAGCCGCGCUCUGUCCAAAUAAAUGGCACCCAUGAGGUAGGUCAGCUCUCAUGGCUGUGAAGACAAACCCCACACACGGUGAUGGAAACAAACCCCACGAGGGCUCUGUCCUCUCCUCCUAGUUAGUAUUUAUUUUCAGCACCUGUUUGAUGCGGUUUUUUAUCCUCUACCUAUUGCACUGUUGUGACUUGUUGGCCAUUAUUUGAUUUUUGUACGAAAAAAGCUUUGUUAUAGAAAUCAGCAUACUAUUUUUUUAAAUCUGGAGAGAAGAUAUUAUGGUGACUGAAAAUAUGGUCAGGUGUCAAAUAUAAAUGUGUAAAGCCUUCUUGCUGUCCUGUCGGUCAUGUUACAUUCAUUUUAUAUUUGCUGGCAAUAUUGAAGGUUUCUUUUUUGUUUGUGUAAACUCUAAUUUCUAUCAAGGUGUCAUGGAUUUUUAAAAUUAGUAUUUCAUUACAGUUGUCUCAGCGUUGGUUAACUAAUUUUGCCAGGACCAUUAUUGAUCAAGCAAAUAAAUUCAACAGCCAUUUGAGGAAAAAA
Equus quagga is the source of this 3833-nucleotide messenger RNA. RefSeq names its product ralA binding protein 1 (gene RALBP1). The coding region runs from base 207 to 2174 and encodes 655 amino acids. The transcript has 10 exons. Lineage: Eukaryota; Metazoa; Chordata; Mammalia; Perissodactyla; Equidae. Gene Ontology annotation, cellular component: membrane. Gene Ontology annotation, biological process: positive regulation of GTPase activity; small GTPase-mediated signal transduction; endocytosis. The record is from RefSeq and is a predicted model, not a curated record. Gene Ontology annotation, molecular function: GTPase activator activity; small GTPase binding.